Phycodurus eques (leafy seadragon) is the source of this 5797-nucleotide messenger RNA. It is a transcript of the gene guf1, whose product is annotated as GTP binding elongation factor GUF1. Gene Ontology annotation, cellular component: mitochondrion; intracellular cyclic nucleotide activated cation channel complex; plasma membrane. Bases 54 to 4250 code for a protein of 1398 amino acids. Gene Ontology annotation, molecular function: mitochondrial ribosome binding; GTPase activity; intracellularly cGMP-activated cation channel activity. Lineage: Eukaryota; Metazoa; Chordata; Actinopteri; Syngnathiformes; Syngnathidae. The record is from RefSeq and is a predicted model, not a curated record. Gene Ontology annotation, biological process: monoatomic cation transmembrane transport; positive regulation of translation. The transcript is spliced from 24 exons.
AAGAUGUCAGCGCCCGAGAGGUUCUUGUCCGGGGUUGUUUCAGGACUGCUAUUAUGAUUGCGUCUGUGGUCCAACGGUGGUGUGGAACGCCACUGUCGCGAUGUAUUUUGCGUUUUAAAAUAUGCAGAAAGAAAACGCCAAACUAUUGUAUGAGUUAUUCGAUGUUAAGACGUUGCUGGAUGAACAAACUCCCUGUUCUUUCUACUAAUUUCAAGAUGCAGCUUUUGAACCUGACUACACAAAAUGACAAGCAGGAGGUCAUUGACCUAUCCAAGUUUCCUGUGGAAAGAAUCAGGAAUUUUUGCAUCAUUGCACAUAUUGACCAUGGUAAAAGCACACUGGCUGACAGACUACUUGAAAUGACAGGUGCCAUAGCAAAGACAGACAAGAACAAACAGGUUCUGGACAAGCUUCAGGUGGAGCGAGAGAGAGGCAUAACCGUCAAGGCCCAGACGGCCUCUUUGUUUUACACACACCGGGGCCAGCGGCACCUCCUCAACCUCAUUGACACACCAGUAAGACCUCCAUUGGAUUUAGUUUCAGAAAAUGGACCCUACACAGUCCGUUGUGGGAUAUUAUUUGACUGCUGUUUUGUGAAAAUAAUCAGUUCAAGGGGUCAAGCUGUUGCCAUUGUGACCCUUUUGCCAACUGUCCAAGAAAUCCGAAGUCGCAUCUUACCAUGUCAUCUGGAGAAGAAUGCGUACACGAAGAAUGCAUGCUUUUACGUCCAGUAUACUGGGCAGACAAAUAGUUUAAUGCUCUUCAUUCAGCUGAUGGUAACUGAUUUUAAUGCGCCUCCGCAGGGUCACGUCGACUUCAGCUACGAAGUGUCUCGGUCCAUCGCCGCAUGCCAGGGUGUCUUGCUUAUUGUCGACGCCAAUCAGGGAAUUCAAGCGCAGACCGUGGCCAACUUCUACCUGGCUUUUGAAGCUCAGCUGACAAUCAUCCCUGUCAUUAACAAGAUCGAUUUGAAAAAUGCCGAUCCAGAGAGGGUGGAGUCACAGAUUGAAAAAGUGUUUGAUAUUCCUCGUGAGGACUCCCUUCGGAUUUCAGCUAAAAUUGGUACAAAUGUUGAAAAGGUUCUCCAAGCAGUCGUAGAGAGAAUUCCUCCGCCUGCGGCAAUUGUUCAUGACCCAUUCAAAGCACUCGUCUUUGACUCCAAUUUUGACCACUACAGAGGAGUAGUGGCUAACGUUGCCGUGUUUGCGGGUCAUGUCAAAAAAGGGGACAAGAUCGUGUCGGCACACCUCGGCAAAGCCUACGAGGUCAGCGAGCUCGGACUUCUUCGCCCAGAAGAGCAUCCCACGCAGAAACUGUUUGCUGGACAGGUGGGCUACCUCGUAGCCGGGAUGAAGGAUGUAAAGGAGGCGCAGAUUGGGGACACGCUCUACCUCCAGGACCAGCCAGUGGAAGCUCUGCCCGGCUUUAAGCCAGCCAAAGCAAUGGUGUUUGCCGGAAUGUAUCCAGUGGACCAGUCAGAAUACCCGGGCCUUCGUAGCGCCAUCGAGAGACUGACACUAAACGACUCGAGUGUCACAGUGCAGAGAGACAGCAGUUUGGCUCUCGGAGCUGGUUGGAGGCUGGGCUUCCUGGGACUUCUUCAUAUGGAGGUGUUUAAUCAGAGGCUGGAGCAGGAAUACAAUGCGUCUGUUAUCGUAACCGCGCCAACAGUGCCUUAUAAGGCUGUUCUCUCGUCAGCUAAAGUCAUCAAGGAACAUGGCAGGGAGGAGAUUACCGUUGUGAACCCAGCUCAGUUUCCAGACAGAUCUGUAGUGUCGAAGUAUUUGGAACCAAUGGUGGUGGGGACUAUUUUGGCACCUGACACAUACACUGGCAAGAUUAUGACUCUCUGCUUGAAUCGCAGAGGCAUCCAGAAUAAUAUGGUGUACGUAGAUGACCAUCGUGUGAUGAUGAAAUAUCUCUUCCCUUUAAAUGAAAUUGUUGUGGAUUUCUAUGACCUCCUCAAGUCUCUUUCUUCAGGAUAUGCCAGCUUUGAUUAUGAAAACGCAGGCUACCAGGCAGCUGACCUUAUCAAGAUGGAUAUUCUAUUGAAUGGGCGCCCGGUGGAAGAACUCACCAUAAUUGUGCACAGAGCGCGCGCAUACAGCACGGGGAAAGCCGUAUGUGAGCGACUCAAGGAUUCCAUACCGAGGCAAAUGUUUGAGAUUGCAGUACAAGCAGCUGUCGGGAGUCAAAUCAUUGCAAGAGAAACUAUGCCGCGUCCAGUGCACGAGUCACACGGGUUAUCUGUAAAAACGUGGGCAGAGGAGGAGAGUGACUAUGCUGACAGCACACUUAGCAGAGGGCAGUCGAUGUGUGAUGACACGUCGUCGGAAUUGCAGAGAAUGGCCGCCAUUGAACGGAGAGACGUCAACUCGCAGAAUUCCUUCCGUGGCCGAGGUGCUCUCUCCAGGAUAGUGAAUAUGGUGAUGAGCGUCAGAGAAUGGGCCCAGAAGAGCGCGGCCGAGGAGGCGGAGCGGCCCGAUUCUUUUCUGGAACGUUUCCGGGGCCCCGCCCACUUAGACAUACACGCCCCACCCAGCGGUUUUAGUCACAGCCACAAUGGCUCUGAUAUAGACAGUGAAAUGAGACGCACCAAAAGAAGGAGGAACUGUAACAAUGUCAUCUUAUCGCCAUCGGAUGAUGCGUAUUACCACUGGCUGAUGGUGAUUGGGCCGGCUGUUUUUUAUAACUGGACCCUAUUAGUCGUCAGGGCCUGUUUUGACGAGCUGCAGAUGAGGAAUGUUUCGGUGUGGCUGGUCAUGGACUACAUCUGCGAUGGAGUCUACAUUCUCGACAUAGCGGUUCGUCUUCAUACAGGUUUCUUGGAGCAAGGACUGAUGGUGAAAGAUGGCCAGCGUUUGAGGGAAACCUAUAUCCGGACCUUCCAGUGUAAACUGGACAUCUGCUCCAUCCUUCCAACUGAUCUGUUAUAUUUGACUUAUGGACUCAGUCACGCUCCCCUUCUUCGAUUUAAUCGUCUGCUGCGCCUGCCACGGCUGUUUGAGCUCUUUGAACGUACAGAAACAAGAACAGGUUACCCGAAUACCUUCCGCAUCUGUAAACUCAUCGUAUACAUCCUGGUGAUCAUCCACUGGAAUGCCUGCGGAUAUUACAGUUUCUCCAAAGUCCUAGGACUGGGCUCAGACUCCUGGGUUUAUCCCAAUUCCUCUGAUCCAGAGUUUGCCUCCCUCACCAGAAGUUACAUAUACUGCCUGUACUGGUCCACUUUGACGCUGACGACCAUCGGCGAGACUCCACCUCCUGUGAGAGAUGAGGAGUAUCUCUUCCUCAUAUUUGAUUUUCUGGUAGGCGUUCUAAUUUUUGCCUCCAUUGUGGGGAAUGUUGGAGCCAUGAUUUCGAAUAUGAAUUCUACAAGAGCAGGCUUUCAGGCUCGUGUCGACUCUCUGAAACAUUACAUGCACUUCAGGCAUGUCAACAAGGUGCUGGAACAGCGUGUCAUUCGAUGGUUUGACUACCUCUGGACCAACAAGAAGACUAUUGAUGAACAGGAAGUGCUCAGGAGCUUACCCAGUAAACUAAGAGCAGAGAUUGCAAUCAACGUUCACCUGGACACACUGAAGAAGGUGCGUAUUUUCCAGGACUGUGAGGCAGGCCUCUUGGUAGAGUUGGUGCUCAAACUUCAGCCACAGGUUUUCAGUCCCGGGGACUACAUCUGUAGAAAGGGAGAUGUGGGUAAGGAGAUGUAUAUCAUUAAAGAUGGCCGCCUCGCCGUGGUGGGGGAGGAUGGAGCCGCCCAGUUGGCUGUCCUCACAGCAGGCAGCUGCUUCGGAGAAAUCAGCAUCCUGAAUAUCAGCGGCAGCAAGAUGGGGAACCGACGUACAGCUAACAUCCGCAGUCUGGGAUACUCGGACCUUUUCUGCCUUUCCAAACAAGACCUGAUGGAUGCGCUGCAUGAGUUCCCUCACGCCAGGGCCCAACUGGAACAGAGGGGUCGGGAUAUCCUGCGGAAGGAGGGCCUCCUGGAAGAAGUCAGUGUGUCUGCCGGGGAGCAGCUGGAGGAGAAGGUGGAGAGGUUAGAAACCGGUGUGGAUCGACUACAGACAAGUUUGGCACGUCUGCAGAGUGAGUUCCACUCUGCUCAGCUCCGAACGAAGCAGCGAAUGACGGCCCUCGAGCACAGCAUCGCCGUGGUAACCGCAGGCAGCGGUUUUCAGUCAGAUACAGACUGCAACGACAGCACCUCUGGUGGCAACGGAAUGCGGAGCCAAAUAAAUAUUCGGCUCUAAAAGGACCUCCAACGUCUAGAUGGCCUAACAAUCUAUUGUCGCUAUCAAAACUUUUUUCGAAUCUAUUAUCCAUACUCGAGUAAUGCCCCCCCACCCCCCCCACCCCCCCACCCCAAAAAUGCAUUCAUCAACUCUGCACAGAAUUUGAGGGGGGAAAAAAAAAAGAACUUCCUUUGCUAGCGGUUAGCAUUCGGGAUUAGCGUUAAUGCAAUUAGGAUUAACAAGGUAGCAAUUACCAUUUUAGGUUGAAAAGAUUUGAGGAAAAAAAAACGGUAACGAUUGUUCAGCUCCCCCAUACAUCAUAUUCUACUGUAUGUCAAUUUCAUAUCUAAUAGUGUCUUAAAAAUCACUUACAGAUGCACCUUUGUCGUUUUUGACAGUGUUUUUCACUGGUCCGACAGUGCGUCCGUCUGCUACAAAUGUCCUUGCGGUAAACAUGGACAAUGGCUAAAUAGUUCCAUGCAGUGCAAAUUUGUUCCAAGUGGCGCAAAUAUGCUUUUAUGAAUAUUUUUCAUUGCCUUGAGGCACAAACUUUUGCGUUGACCAACGUUUGUGGUCAACAUAGCCGAUUUAGCCGAUUUUUUUUUUUCCCCCCUUCACAGCCCUAUUUGAUUAAAACGGUACAAACAUGGCGCCAUGCUGCCUGGGGUUCGCCAUGUUGACAGCCGUGCCCUGUCGAAGUCCGCGGUCACACGAGGCCACCGACCUUACGAAAACAAAACGAAAGCAAAUGAAAAGUGUUACGUCAUCUCUCUAAACUCUUUCUCAAAGUGAAGUAAUAGCUGACUAAAUCCGUUUUUAUAGGCGGGAAAGGAAUCUGCAGCACUUACAUCACGUGGCUGCCUUCCUUAUGCAAUGAAGCAUGACAGUGAACUAUUUUAACAAAACAAGGCAACUCAAAUGUAUCAAACUUCAUUGUUUUCACUUUUUACUGUCUAAAAAAAAAAAAAAAAAAAAAAACAUUGCAGGGCACAUAUAAACAAACAACCAUUCGCAGAUGGCAGCGCGUGUGGCGUCGUGUGGGUGAGCGGUUUGCUGAUGUCAACGUUGUGGAUCGAGUGGUCCCAUGGUGGCGGUGGGGUUAUGGUAUGGGCAGUGUGUGUGUGUGUGUAUAUAUAUAUAAAUAUAUAUAUUUAUAUAUAUAUAUAUAUACACACAUAUGCUUGUCUUUGUUGGUACUCACAUCUUCACAGAAGCUGAUGUAGCAUGUAAUAGUGUUCAUAUAUUCAUCCAAGCUGCUAUAUAAUCGUGACCAAUACAAAUGAUAUAAUUACAUAUACAGACCCUUUCCAAAAAAAAAAAAAUGGAAUAUCAUGCAAAGGUUUAUUUAUUUCCAUAAUUCCAUUCAAAAAGUUAAACUUUCAUAGAGUUCAUAGAUAGAUUCAUAGAUUAUAGAUUCAUUUAUUUAUUUAUUUUACAUAAUUUGGGUUUCCAGCUCAUAAAACAGGAAUUCAACAAAUUUGAAUGCGCACACACACACACACACAUUGUACUUAGUUGGUAAGCAAAGCAUUCAGACCCCCUUAAAUGUUUCACUCUUUGUUAUA